AUGCAGUCGCCAUCAACGAUAGGUGAUUUUCCGCACUCUCCACCUUCGGUCCGUUCCAAACGCAACUUUGGGUUGGAAAAUCAGUUCGAGACAUUUAUGCAACAGCAGCAACAGCAGGCGGCAAAGGCGCGUGCUUCAGCCCCCGUCGCCAACAAUAACGCUACUCAACCUUCGAACAACACCACCACAGCCAACAGCACACGGAAUACUACACAACGACCCGGGGUAGCAGCAAGUUUCCUGUAUAAAUUAACGGAAUUUGCUGCCUAUACUUCAGCUUUCGCUACGGAGGCAUACCAAACGUUGACUGUUGGAGCGAAGGUUGAACAGGAGGUACUCAAUAAUGGAGCUUCUAGGUCACGAAAAGGUUACAGUCAAUAUUUCGAUGAGGACUUAAUGCAAAUUGGUGACAAUUCAGACGAUCCCGACACCAUCGAUGAGGAUAUUGUUGACCGUGGAAUCACUAGGAGCAACGGCAACCUGAACGGAGUUCUUGGGCAAUGGUCACCAACACAAUCAGCUCCAAAAGAUAAUAGAAUUUCUACUCUUGGUCUGCAGGAUUCUGCUACCGUGACAUCCUCCCCAAGACAAAUACAAUUUGCUACUACUUCCGUCGAGCCAAUGCAGCAAGAAUCUUCUCCAAUUGAUAUCUCAUCUACUACACCGCCUGCAUCCGCUAAGCGUAGGCAAAUUCGUGUGCGUCGUCCCAGACGACCGCUCCGUCGCAAAUCCUCCUCGAAUGAUAUUUCAGCUCAAAGGGGAUACGAAGAUCAAGACCAAAUGUUACUUAAAGUUAACGAGAAGCUGGCCGAUAUGAUCACUCAGGGUAAAGCCGCAUUGAGGAGUACCGUCAAUGUCACAGAAGUUGAAAUUAUGUUAGCUGAGGAAAAAGAGCGAAGCGAACGUAUAAUGAAAGAAGUUAGUCUUCAAGCACCGACCAAUCGACGGAGAAGGAACACCGGUUCUUCGUCAGAUUACGAUUAUUACGGAGGCUCAUUAUCAGACUCGGGAAGUUAUUCGGCACCGGAAUCAUCAUCAUACUGCGAUUACGGCUACGGUCCUUGUAGUGGCCCUGAAUCGCCAAAUUAUAGGCACUCGUCACCCAUUCAUCACAAUACGCCCACACAAUAUGGUUCGCCUGGAAUGUUCGGUCCAUCCGUCGGAUAUAACUUGGCAAUAAAUAGUGAUUACAGUAUGUUGGGUAGUGGAAGAUAUAUUGAUUCACCGGUGGGUGGUACAGGAAGUUUUCCUGGAAUAACACAGGCUUACAACGGUUCUUCGUCGUCGGGUCGAUUUGGCAAUGUGCCAUCAAACAGAUAUGGUGGUUCUAUGUCACCAAGUGCAUAUGGAAAUCCCGGUUCCAAUAAUGUUUAUUCGAAGCAAAAUGGGGGCCCUUAUACUGGUGCUAAUAACCAUGGAAUAUAUAAUAAUCGGGAAUUUUCAUACUGA
Acaulospora morrowiae is the source of this 1449-nucleotide messenger RNA. NCBI's taxonomy places the organism in Eukaryota, Fungi, Glomeromycota, Glomeromycetes, Diversisporales, Acaulosporaceae. The record is from the annotation of a GenBank genome assembly.